Molecule: messenger RNA, 276 nt
Organism: Ostreococcus lucimarinus CCE9901
Lineage: Eukaryota; Viridiplantae; Chlorophyta; Mamiellophyceae; Mamiellales; Bathycoccaceae
Exons: 1
Biological process (GO): protein ubiquitination
Molecular function (GO): ubiquitin protein ligase activity
Source: RefSeq, a predicted model, not a curated record
AUCUACGUCCACGGUUCGUCGUACGAGUUACAAGAGAUUUACGGCAUCGAGAGUUGCGACAACGUCGGGCUGAGCUCCGCCGACGUCGGCGAGGAGUGCGUCAUCUGUCUCACCGAGCCUCGCGACACCACCGUGCUCCCGUGUCGCCACCUGUGCAUGUGCGCCGAGUGCGCGCAUGCACUGCGCUCGCAGCUCACGGGUAACGUCUGCCCCAUCUGUCGCAAUCCGGUGGAGAGCUUACUCGAGAUCAAAGUCGCCGGCGACGCCGCGCCGUGA